Molecule: messenger RNA, 604 nt
Organism: Prorocentrum cordatum
Lineage: Eukaryota; Dinophyceae; Prorocentrales; Prorocentraceae
Source: the annotation of a GenBank genome assembly
GUCAUUCCCAAGUACAGCAAGGGAGGCCAGAACGGCAAUUACCUCGCGUUCAUUCCAGGACCGCCGAGUUCGGCAGCCACCGCAUGUUUUCCGACGGCGGCUCACAAGCAGGCCUUGCUAGUCACCACCGAUCCAGGGACGAAGGCCGUCCUCACAGCCCACGUUCAUAAGCUCAAGACCGACGACGGCAUCACCUCCGAGAUGGCCACCACGCCCGAGAAGUCGGUACGCUCCUGCACCAAGGGGCAGGCCCUGUUCUCCGUCUCCUGGGAUGAGGAGUUCUUCAUGGGCUUGGACACGGUGGAGGUCAGUGACACGGAGAAGGCAAACCUCAAGCGGAUCGAGGCCGACCUCCGAUCCGUUCGCGACUCCGCGGGCAACGGGUCGUCCGAGGCCCAAGAGUGGCUCUCCAAGUGCCAGGACACGCAGGGCGCCAUCAUGCAGUGCGCGGCCAAGAAGCGCAAGGGCAACGACGGCAGCACCGCGGCAGGCGCCAGCGGGAGCGCAGCCGACGGAGGCGGCAGCGGCAGCGACCCGCGCGGCGAGGAGGCGCAGCCCACCACGGGCAAUGCCAGCAGCUCAGCCGCAGCGGGGCCCGCAGCCG